UGACAAAAUGGAACCCACCAGCAGUGUGAGGAGACCUGAAAGUGGCACAUUGGCAGAGUGUGGCGAAGGAGACAGCAGCAAUGGGAGGCCGUACAGGGACCCCUAUGACACACUCUGGACCUGGCAGCAGCAUGAGGAGACGCGGUACAGGGGGCCCAUGGCAGAUUACGGCGCCUGGCAGCAGCAAUGGGAGGCCCGUAAUCUGCCAUAGCACCCUACUGACAAAAUGGAACCCACCAGCAGUGUGAGGAGACCUGAAAGUGGCACAUGGCAGAGUGUGGCGAUGGAGACAGCAGCAAUGGGAGGCCGUACAGGGACCCAUGACACACUCUGGACCUGGCAGCAGCAAUGA
Molecule: messenger RNA, 352 nt
Organism: Staurois parvus
Lineage: Eukaryota; Metazoa; Chordata; Amphibia; Anura; Ranidae
Source: the annotation of a GenBank genome assembly